Triticum aestivum (bread wheat) is the source of this 2760-nucleotide messenger RNA. Its product is annotated as exocyst complex component EXO70B1. Gene Ontology annotation, cellular component: exocyst. The record is from RefSeq and is a predicted model, not a curated record. The transcript has a single exon. NCBI's taxonomy places the organism in Eukaryota, Viridiplantae, Streptophyta, Magnoliopsida, Poales, Poaceae. Gene Ontology annotation, molecular function: phosphatidylinositol-4,5-bisphosphate binding. The coding region runs from base 422 to 2332 and encodes 636 amino acids. Gene Ontology annotation, biological process: exocytosis.
CUGACAGGUGGGCCCAGCAUUCAGCUCUUGGCGUCAGCUGGUGGCUCUGGAGGAAGAAAAAUUAGUAUAAAAUCUGGUUCGGCCUUGGCUAAUCCGCGCAAUAAUUAUCGCGAGGGGAGGGAGCCCGAACGACCAAAGCAAAGCAAACCGAGAAGAGAAGAGAAGAGAAGAGAAAUCGGCCGGUCUUCCCUCGCUGGACUAACUAGAGAGCAGAGAGAGCAUCAGAGCAGGCAAACCACAGCGCAGAGCCAAGGCAGCAGGCUCAUCGCCGCCGGUGGUUCGCUUCCUGCCGCUCCACCAAGCCCCGAAUCAAAGCCGGAGCUGCGCCUCCCUCCCUCCCUGCUAUUGGUGUUGGUUUAUCGCGCGGCUGGCCGGGGGCGCUGCCGUGUGCUGCGGAGAGGAGGACCGGAGGGGGCGAAGCAUGGACCGAUCCGCCGCGGCGGAGCUGGAGAGGGCGGAGAGGGUGGUGAGGCGGUGGAACUCCACGGCGUCCGCGCCCGCGGGCGGCGGGGGCGGGGGCGGGGGCGGGGGCGGGGAGGACCAGAUGCUGUUCGACGGCGGCGGGGACCGGGCGGAGGCCGAGCGCUUCCUCCAGGCGGUGGACGACCUCCGCCGCCUCGCGCCGCCGUCCCCCGGCAGCCCGCGCCGCACCUCCUCGACGGGGGGCUCCGGCGCCGUCCAGGUCGCCAUGGCGCGGCUCGAGGACGAGUUCCGCCACGUGCUGGCGUCGCGCGCCGUCGACCUCGAGAUCGAGGUGCUGGCCGACCUCAGCUCCCUCUCCAUGUGCAGCGACCGCUCCAGCUUCUCCGACGUCGGCGACGCGCCGCCGCCGGUGGACGACGACUCCGUCGAGUCCUCCGUCGGCCGCCGCAGCAGCUACCGCUCCAUGCGCAGCAUCCGCGAGAUCGACCUCCUCCCGCCCGAAGCCGUCACAGACCUUAACGCCAUCGCCUCCCGCAUGGCCGCCGCCGGCUACGACCGCGAGUGCGUCCAGGUCUACGCCUCCGUCCGCAAGCCGGCCGUCGACUCCGCCCUGCGCCGCCUCGGCGUCGAGAAGCUCACCAUCGGCGACGUCCAGCGGCUCGAGUGGGACGCCCUCGAGGUCAAGAUCCGCCGCUGGAUCCGCGCAGCUCGCGCCGCCAUCCGCGGCGUUUUCGCCAGCGAGCGCCGCCUUUGCUUCCUCAUCUUCCACGACCUCCCCCUCUCCAACCCCACCAUCGCCACCCCCGCUCCCACCACCACGCUCGCCGCCCCCUUCGUCGAAACUGUCAGGGGCGCCGCGCUGCAGCUCUUUGGCUUUGCCGAGGCCAUCAGCAUCGGCCGCCGCUCACCGGAGAAGCUCUUCAAGAUCAUUGAUCUGCACGAUGCACUGGCCGAUCUGCUGCCUGAUGUCUCCGAUAUCUUCGCCGCCUCCAAGGCCGGGGAAUCCAUAUAUGUGCAGACUACCGAGAUCAGGGCGCGUCUGGCUGAUGCUGUCCGUGGGAUACUCUCUGAGUUCGAGAACGCCGUUCUCUGUGAUCCCUCCAAGACUCCAGUACCCGGCGGCACCAUCCAUCCCCUCACUCGCUAUGUGAUGAAUUACAUUGUCCUCAUUUCCGACUACAAGACGACACUUUCUGAGCUGAUCGUGUCACGGCCAUCAGCUAGCUCGCGUGUUCGUGCCGAGGGCAAUGAGCUCAGACCGCCAUUUCCUGAUCUGGACCUUCCUGAUCCUGACAGCCAGCUACCCCUUUCUGCUCAUCUCAUCUGGACUAUUGUGGUUCUUGAACACAACCUUGAAGGCAAGGCAUCACUCUACAAGGACCCGGCACUCUCUCACUUGUUCCUAAUGAACAAUGUGCACUAUAUUGUGCACAAGGUAAAGGACUCGCCUGAGCUCCGGGGACUCAUUGGCGAUGUGUACCUAAAGCGGCUUACAGGUAAGUUCCGGUUGGCAGCCACAGCUUAUCAGCGCAGUGCAUGGCUUAAGAUCCUGAAUUGUCUAAGAGACGAGGGUCUCCAUGUCAGCGGUGGCUUUUCAUCAGGAAUAUCCAAAUCAGCACUUCGGGAGCGAUUCAAGUCUUUCAAUGCUGCGUUCGAGGAGGCACAUAGGGUCCAGUCUGGGUGGUAUGUGCCUGACACACAGCUGAAAGAAGAGCUUAGGAUCUCAAUAGCAGAGAAGCUGCUCCCAGCAUAUCGAUCCUUCCUUGGUCGAUUCCGGCAUCAUAUUGAGAAUGGGAGGCAUCCAGAGUUGUACAUCAAAUACACAGUUGAGGACCUUGAGAUAUCCGUGACGGAUUUCUUCGAGGGGUCUCCACCUCCGCCGCAUAAUAGGAGGAGAUCCCAUGGAUGAGAGAUUGCUUGAAGCUUGCAGUAGCUGUAUCACUUGGUUGGGUGUUGUUGCCGAGCAUUCUUUAAUUCUUCGGUGAAGCCAGUGCAGGCAGUCGGGUAUGUAUUUUGUUUCACUCUCCUGAGACUUAAGGGUGUAGUUGGUGAUGAUUUCUUCUACUAGAGGUAAUCUGAAACAGAAUCAAGGAUCAUAUUGAUGUUGUCAAAAGUCUUGGUGUUUCUUCCUCAGUUGGUGAUCUUGUUCAUUUGUUAAAGUAUUGUUGUAAUUUUGUGUAGCAGCAUGUUCAUAUAGGAAUGUUCUUUUAGUAAUGUCGCAUAGUUGUAAGUUGUAAUUUCCUGGUCUUCAUUUGACCUUUAGCUGGGUGUCUUGCCUUCUUCUUGGUUGAAUCAAAUAUAAAUAUGAAGAUUGCACUUGGUAGAUUAGAUAUAAAA